Rhagoletis pomonella (apple maggot) is the source of this 1351-nucleotide messenger RNA. RefSeq lists its product as uncharacterized. Lineage: Eukaryota; Metazoa; Arthropoda; Insecta; Diptera; Tephritidae. The coding region runs from base 131 to 670 and encodes 179 amino acids. Gene Ontology annotation, cellular component: nucleus. The record is from RefSeq and is a predicted model, not a curated record. The transcript has 4 exons.
UUCUGUAACUCUUAGCAAUAAAAAAAUUGUUAGGUUACAUAACAACUUUUGCCGUUUGCACUAACAAUUGUGUGAUUCUCUAACUCUUGCUUAACAGCGAAAAACAGCUGAUUAUUCCUUUUUAUUUAAAAUGAUGAAAUGUGGCAUCUCAGUCGAGAUAAAUGUCAAAUAUGCGAAAAGUACAAAGAGGAAUAAGAAAAAAACUUAUUUCCUUCCCGCGGAAACGGAAUUUUUAGCGCCAGCAACGUAUUGCAAUUUUAAAAGGAUGUCUAUCCAGCCGACGAAAAGGAGCCGUGCAUCGGGGGAGCAGUUAAGCGCGAUGCUUGACUUUCUGGGUGAAAACCCGAAUGUGGCGAGCGGCAAGUUCCAGAAGCUCCAUGGCAAGUUGGAGAACACCAAGAAGUGGGCAGAGAUGGCAGAUAAAUUGAAUUCUCUUGGGGGGGCUGCCAAAUCUGUGGAGCAAUGGCAAAAUGUCUGGCGCGACCUAAAAAGUCGAACAUCGACGCGAGUUCGUGAUCGUAAGAGGGAGCAAGCAUUGACGGGGAAUAUACCGCUUCAACAGCCUCCCUUGAACGAAUUGGAGAAGCGGGUAAUAGCUCUAGUGGGAAGCAGCUAUAUGGAGGGGCAACCGGAUGUCCAAGAGAAUAUUCCCAUGGAAGAGGUAAGUUGAAUUGUACCGUAUUAAAAGCCCAUGCCAAUAUGUUAAUCAUAUUGCAAUAUUCAUUAUGCUAUUUUUAGGAACUGCAAUUAACAUUGGGGGUGGCGGAUGAAAAUUUCCGCUUAGUCAUGGAGGAAGACACCAUGGUAAUUCCUCCACUAACGGUGUCGGAUGGCGAGUCGGAAAUUCGGUGAGAAACUCCGAAAACGCCGAGGCAAACACCGCGCAGAACCGAUAAGCGGAAACGUGCGGAAGAAUCGCCAACAAAGGCGAAAUUUUUAAGAAUUGCCGAGGCACAGGCCGAAUCAGAAAAGAGGCUUGCUGAAAGUGCUGCAACCAACGCGGAGGCCAACCGCUCCAAUGCUGAGGCAAUAAGCAGAAUGGCUGCUGCCACAGAGCGAAUGGCUACCGUAACUGCAACAAUGGCAGAGGCCUUCACGGUGUUGGCGGAGGGGGUGAAAGCUUGUGCGCAUGCUUUCGCCCAGUUUACUAAUUCACUGGGCCCUCCCCAAUAGAUGUAAAUUGUUUGUGUAUAUACUUUUCUUUUUCUUUUUUAAGGUUCAUUAAUUUUUUGUUAAAGUUAAGCUCCUUAGCUAACAAAACCAAUAUAAGUCCAAAUUUGAGACUUUGUACAAAAAUUACAAAAAUUCCACAAACUGUUCUUCACAAUUCCAAGCAUUUUAAUUUUGAUUU